Prunus armeniaca (apricot) is the source of this 1707-nucleotide messenger RNA. NCBI's taxonomy places the organism in Eukaryota, Viridiplantae, Streptophyta, Magnoliopsida, Rosales, Rosaceae. The record is from the annotation of a GenBank genome assembly.
AUGGGAUCAGCUGCCUUUUGCUCAAUCUCAAUCUUACCCUCAGCAAAUCCAAUUUUGUCCUCAGCCUCCUUUGCUCCACUAGUCCUCGCCUCUCGGAUCCGCCGGAAACCGUGCACCCUCGUAUCCGGGGCCUACAGAAGAACUCGCCGCCGGCGCAGAACUCGUCGGAAGCGUCUUCCCGAUAACGACAUGUCGGUUGCCGUUCCCAUUUCCUCACCCCCUCGCCGGCUCGACUUGGACGACGCGCCGUUCCUCGGUUCCAGGAUUAGUGCAGCAGAAAGGGAUGUGUUGACACCUAAUGCGGAAGGAGAUACAAGCAUGCCUUCUCCUAGCAAAACAGCUCCUUACAAGAACAAGCAUCGAAUGAUCAAAUUCUUCGGGGUCGAUUUGUCUCCUGACAAUGUGGCUGUUGCCAUGGUGUAUUUUGUUCAAGGUGUUCUUGGCCUUGCAAGGCUUGCUGUCAGUUUUUAUUUAAAAGACGAUUUGCAUCUAGACCCUGCUGAGACAGCUGUGAUUACCGGCUUGUCUGCAUUACCAUGGCUGAUUAAACCUGUCUAUGGGUUUAUUAGUGAUUCUGUCCCACUAUUUGGGUACCGAAGAAGGUCAUACUUGAUUUUGUCAGGGCUUCUUGGUGCACUGUCAUGGAGCUUGAUGGCAACUGUUGUUGAUGGCAAGUUUAGCGUUGCUUUCUGCAUAAUUCUUGGAUCUCUUUCUGUUGCCUUUUCUGAUGUGGUUGUAGAUUCCAUGGUUGUGGAGAGGGCUCGUGGUGAGUCACAAAGUAUGUCAGGUUCUCUUCAGUCUUUGUGUUGGGGAUCUUCAGCUUUUGGCGGAAUUGUGAGUUCCUACUUUAGUGGCUCCUUGGUGGAUGCUUAUGGUGUAAGAUUUGUUUUUGGUGUCACGGCUUUGCUACCACUGCUGACAUCUGCGGUUGCUGUUCUCGUAAAUGAGCAGCCUGUGAUUGGUGUGGCAAAGGGGACAAAUUUUGCUUUGGCUGGUCCUAACUUGCUUGAAAGCUGGAAACAGAAUUUUAUUCAGUUAUGGAAUGCUGUUAGGCAUCCCACUGUAUUUUUUCCCACAUUGUUUAUUUUCUUGUGGCAGGCAACCCCUCAUUCGGACUCUGCCAUGUUUUACUUCACCACAAACAAACUUGGUUUUACACCAGAAUUUCUAGGACGUGUCAAGCUUGUUACCUCAGUAGCAUCACUGCUUGGGGUUGGAUUGUAUAAUGGAUUUUUGAAAACUGUUCCACUGAAGAAGACUUUUCUUGUUACAACUGUCUUUGGUUCAGCUAUUGGGUUGACUCAGGUUUUCCUUGUGACUGGAUUAAACCGUAAAUUUGGUAUAAGUGAUGAGUGGUUUGCAAUGGGGGAUUCUUUGGUUAUUACGGUUCUUAGUCAGGCUUCUUUCAUGCCUGUUCUCGUGCUGGCUGCUAAAUUAUGCCCUGAGGGAGUGGAAGCAACACUUUUUGCAACCCUCAUGUCCAUUUCAAAUGCAGGGAGUGUUCUUGGAGGGCUCAUGGGUGCUGGCCUGACCCAGCUCCUUGGCAUAACCAAAGACCAAUAUGAUAACUUGGCCUUGUUGAUCAUCCUGUGCAACCUCAGCUCCUUGUUGCCUUUACCACUCCUUGGCCUCCUUCCGGGAGAUCAUCUUGAUGCCAAGCCAGAGGAGAGUACAGAAGAUAUAGAUAUUGAGAUGAAGUCUAAUUGA